UUUGUGCAACGCCUCGCUUGCUAACCUGGGUUGUGUCUUCAUGUUGAAAGUAUGGGCACAGGUUUGGUAAUGUCUGUGCACAUGCUGUGUGUGGGUUUGGGAACAAGCCGAGAGUCGGGCUCAGCCGUGUGCAAUUUCUUCACUAAAGGACUCUGUGAGAAAGGGAAGCUCUGCCCGUUCCGGCACGACCACGGGGAGAAGAUGGUAGUGUGUAAGCACUGGCUCCGGGGCCUGUGCAAGAAGGGCGACCAAUGCAAGUUCCUGCACCAGUACGAUGUCACCAGGAUGCCUGAGUGCUACUUCUACUCCAAGUUCGGUGAAUGCAGCAACAAGGAAUGUUCCUUUCUUCACAUGAAGCCAGCUUUCAAGACCCAGGACUGUCCUUGGUACGACCAAGGUUUCUGCAAGGAUGGUCCCCUGUGUAAAUACCGCCAUGUCCACAGGAUAAUGUGCAUUAACUACUUAGCUGGCUUCUGCCCUGAGGGACCCAAGUGCCAAUCUGCUCACUUCUCAACUGGCCACGGGGUUCAGCACCUUCUGCUUCUGCCUGGGGACCUCGCAAGCCCCCUUCCCCAAUGGAUUGCCUGCGUCUCCCCCCUCAGAUGAGGCCCCAAGAGCGGCUGGUCUCCUACUGCCUGGGGCUCAGGGUGCCGGAGCAGGGCCCCUGCUACAGGGUAAGAGGGCUGUUGUUCUUUUGAGGGCUGGAGGGUGGGGGUGACUCCCUGCAGAAAGUGUGACUACUUUUCUGCCACAGAUAAGAAAACCGUCCGUGGGUUUAGGAGUGUGAAUUCAGAGAGUGAGGGGAUACCGGUAAACCAAAUGUUCCAACUGGAAAGUCUCAACAACCGAAUCUUAUUUGUAAAUAUCUCCUGCCCGAUGAGACUAUUUAUUUCUUUUAAAGGCUAAUAAGUGAAACGUCUUUCAUUUCUUACUUUGAUGCCUAGGAAUUCUCUGGAGUUAUUUAUAGAGAGUGUCCUCAGGGUUUGGGGGCAGAGGUUGGUAAGGAAGUGAACGGAGCACAUGGGUUUUCUUUGGGCUAUCUCCUGGUUUAGCAGAAAGAACCUCAUGUUUUAUCAUAUUUUCAUGAGAUAGCCUCUAACUGCCUUGAGCUUUGACUCCUCUGCUCUGCCAGAGAUAGUUGGAACACAGACCGUGGAACUUCCUCGUGCAUUUGAUUUAAUGGCCUUUGAACACCCAGAGGCCUGUUUUCUCAGAUAGUGACGCCCAGCUUGUAUCUCAAGGUCUUUCAGGCCUGAAACGGGGCUCCACUUAGGAGCAGAAUCCACUCAAUUCCUAAGAAAGCCCGCUAACUUUCUCCUUUGGCUCCCUAGACGAUUUAGGUUUUUUUCUGUUGGAAUUUGAAUUCACCAAGUCAUGACAUUAACGUUUUCUCUUGCAGUGUCGAAAAAUGGGCCAUUAUGCCAGUAAAUGCAGUAAGACUGAACUGGUCAGUCACUGAAGCAUAACCUCAGGUGUGUCUGGGGACUGGAGGACCUGCCAGUAAAAACCUCCUUGGCCUUCCUGUGGCCUUCUCUGUUCCCAAUGUCCCAGUGAACCCGGUUGUUGGCCUACACAGGAUACGAGAGGCAAAGUGGCCUGCUGUAUUUAGGUUUAUUUCUUCUUAUCCUGGAAGUGAGCUAGCUCCUGAGAAUACAACAGGACCGGAGGCAGGUUGACUGUGUGGUAGGAUAAGUUAUCCACACAAUGGGGAAGCAGAGUAUGUGUACAACCAUACAAGCUUGAAUAUACGGCACUAGUCAUCAUCACACUCUGCUCAGCUCCUGCAGAGAUGUCUGGGCUGCGUGUGGCAGUUCCCUUGCAUAUGGCCUCAACUGCUGCUACAAACUGGCAAUUAAAUCAAUGGUGUUCUUAGCAUGACAGCUGCUUCCCUGUAUGGCUUACUUCAAUUUAAGGCUAUAUUCUGUGCAGGCCCUAUGGGGGAGCUACAGGGAGGUAGAUGGUACAAACAAGGCUUAUCCUGGGAGGCAGGGACAUGGCAUGCAACAUUUAAUGCUGUACGACCUGUGCCCUUGUAGAAGUCAACACCAAUGCAAUUUAGUCCACUGGGGAAGGAGUGGGGAUGCUAAGCUGUGCCUUUUGGAGAAAAGGAGGAAGAAGGGGCUAGAGAAGGUGUGCGGUAGGGCUAGCCCCGCCCCCUUUGGCAGAUGGACAGCUGCCUGGCCUGCCUGGAGCUGGAGGGUAAGGGGUAAGGCAGCCUGAAGGAAAGCUGGCCCAGGGGGCAGGUUUGGGGGAGUCCGAGUGCCAGCUCCUCCCUGGGCUGCUAUGUGACAAAUACCACAUAGCAUGUAGGCCAAUCACUCAACCUCCUCAAGCCUCCGUUUCCUAACUUUGGAAAAACAGCAUAAUAGCACCUGCCUCACAGGGUGGGUGUAAGGGUAAAAUGAGAGAAUGCACGUCAAGAACUUUCCCACUGCACUUGGCUUUGACACAACAAGCACCCAAAUGGUAGCUGGAUUUUAGUGUGGACUGUGGUGGGGUCUCUCUCGGCGUGGUUCAAGUUUAGAAAGCAAACAUAGUAUAAUGCCGCCAGGAGUUUAUUCGAAGAGUUGUUAUUUUAAUUCUUACUGUCUGUCAGACCUUGCUGGAAUAAAGAUGUAAGACUUCUAAUCUCACCAAAUCUCUGCAAAGUAGGUAUAAUUACCCCCCAUUUAAUAGUCCAGACCAUGGAGGCUUCAGCCAGUGAGAUAAGGUGCUCAGGGACACACCCACCCAUUUCACAGGUGAGGGCCUGGAAGAGGCAAAUGAUCAGAAUAGAGGAAUUCUCUUGAUUUAAAAAAAUACUUUGUUAUAAAAGAAUGGUGGCAGUAAUACAUAGGAUGAGCAUGGGUGGGGAGCAGGUAUUGAGAGUAAUCAGGAUAAACUGUAAAUCAGGAAAAACAGGACUGAUAAGAAUAGUGGCAGCAGAAAGGGUUUCCCGGAAAGCGUACAACACCCCAUUGAUAAUACAACAAAAUGAUUUCAUUUUUAAUAGCUAAAUAUUUUAAUGUGUAUUAGAAAAAAAUAUACUUUCUUCAGUACACUCAGUUAUUUCCGAUAUUAAGACUCAGGAUUAAACUCAAGUAGGCAGCCCCAGGGAUAAUCUACCUUGUACAGACCACAUGAGUUACAGCCAGGGACCGUGUGAGUGGAGGGUUUAGGAAGGCCUGUAAAUACUUCGGACUUUCGACCUCCAGUCUCUGAACCUUCCCGUCUUCUCAAGGCUGGAGAGGGGCCGGGUAGCACCAUCUGCAGGCUGGAUGGGAAGAUGGAAAUGCAUUGCUGGCGUGGACUGUCAGGCUGAAUGUUUGUCCACACACGUUGCUGGAAGGCUUGCUGCUGACUGCACGCUGCUGUCUUUGGAAGCAAAAUCUAAGCACUGUUGUUUGUCUAGGGAAGCUCUCGCCAGAGCCACGGAAGGUGUGGAGCAUGGUUUGGACACAACAUUAAGGGGACUGUUUAACAUGGUCAACCCUAUAAAGAGCAUUCCCCCUUUUCUCUUGGAUUUGUGAAGAGAUGAUCAGUGACUCCUGCCUCCUAUCUGACGCACACUGGCGUCUGCACGUCGCAGUCCCACUCAUCUACAACCCUAGUUUUCAAAAGACUCUCUAGUCUCAGGAAGAAGCUGGUAAUCUACCAGCUCACACACAGUAUUAGGGACUGGCGUGGAAAUGAACUUGUAGGGAUAUUUGCAUAUAUGGACAAUGACUGUAUCCUCAUAGGGCAAGUUUACACCAAUACCACAAACCAGAGCUAUGAGGCGUAUUCCUUCAUCAUGCUGUUCGUUUAGAUCGCGAUCGAGGAAAAACAUUAGUUAUUGGCUGACCUCAACGACUCUCUUAAACUGUUUUGAACAUUAUGAAGAAACCCUUAAAAGACUUGAUGAAAGGUCUUCCAAGUAUUUUCCCACCUUGGAUGGCAGCAUGAGUAGACAGGAACCCUUUUCCAUCUGUUACGUUGUGAACAGGACCAGGUAACUCCAGAAUCUAGAGAUUCUGCCUGUGGCAUCUUCAAAGUCACCCGUAUCAUUGUAUUUAAGAAUCAGUGCUCAGUGUCUAAUUCAAAGACAUCGGUUAAGAUUUGCUCUCCUAUUAUGUGUGUUAGGAUUCUUGGUAGUGACUGUGUCAAACAAAAACCCUCUUGUUAAUGUAGGGUCCCACCUUUGUCUGAAACGUGGCAAUAUGGAGUGGACGGCCCUUUAGGACUGAUGGGUCACUCAGUAGUUCAUUCAUGUCACCAAGGAACUGAUUUCCAGGGAUGUACAGUACUUACUCUGAUAUAAUUACAUCUUUCCAUUAUGUUUUAGCAUUCUGAUUAUGGAAGGGACACUAUUUACAGUAGUGAUGAAAAUGUUCUUGAUAAAAUCUUGAGGGGCUAUAAGCCACCAUGGCACGUCUGUGUUGCGGAUAGUACAGGGGCACCACGGUACGAAGUCAAGAAAGGCUUCUCCUACUUUAGAAUGUUUUAGAGCUGCGGUCCCGCCUUCAUCACUCCUACACAGAGUCCGUGAGGUGUCACAGUCCUCUAGGGCAGGGGUCGCACCUUUUCUGUAAAGGCCAGACAGGAAGGACUUUCAGGUUUGCGGGCCAUAUGGUUUCUGUUGUCACUGCUCAACUCUGCCACUGUAGUGACAGCAGCCACCUAAGCACAGGAGCAGGCUGUGUUCAAGGCUUUAUGAAAAUGGGCGGUAGGCUGGAUAGUGCCUGUGGGCCCUGGUCACCUGCUGAGCCCUGCUCUAGGGGACUGGGGAAUUAGGAGGACCUCGCUGAGAGGUCAUUCUCAUCUACCUUCACGCCCUGAGAGUUUCUGAUCUAGAGUAAGGACAAAGGGGGAGGCGCAGGGAGAAUCCUUCCCUAAGUGUCUCUGUUAAAGGGCAUUUACAAAUGGGCACGAGGCCUUUUCAAAGGGAAAGACUAUUUUUGGAGUUCCAAUGACGUUGUUAGAAAUAUUAAACUAAAAUAAUUAAAUGUAAUACUCUCCCUCAACCAUAAAUUUUUCCUUAUGGAGAAUUCUUGUAUCCUUUUCCUUAGCCAUGAGAAUGUGAUGCAGAAUUUUAGUAUUUCCACUGGGGAUCAUUAGAGAGGGGAAGAGGUACAGGGGAUUGGGAAUAGAAAGGGUAGAUAAAGCAGUAGAGAGCCAGAACUCGUUUUGAGAGGAGAUGUAUGCAAAUAAAUAAAUGUUGGCCUUAAAACAGCACACUUGCUUUUAAAAGAAGGCCUGACCUAGGGCCGGCCGAGUGGCUCAGUUGGUUAAGAGUUUGCUUUAAGAGCAUGAGCUCUGUGCAACAGGG
Messenger RNA from Hipposideros armiger (great roundleaf bat), 5287 nucleotides. It is a transcript of the gene CPSF4L, whose product is annotated as cleavage and polyadenylation specific factor 4 like. Lineage: Eukaryota; Metazoa; Chordata; Mammalia; Chiroptera; Hipposideridae. The coding region runs from base 52 to 606 and encodes 184 amino acids. The record is from RefSeq and is a predicted model, not a curated record. Gene Ontology annotation, cellular component: mRNA cleavage and polyadenylation specificity factor complex. Gene Ontology annotation, molecular function: metal ion binding; RNA binding. The transcript is spliced from 6 exons.